AUGGCAGCUCCCUCAAAGCAUCUCCGUGUCGGUGUCGUCGGGGCAGGAGAAGUCGCCCAGGUCGUCCAUUUACCAAAUCUAUCGCUCCUGAGUCAUCUCUUCACCGCGACUGUCGUUUGCGAUCUAUCAUUGGAGACCGCAAAACACUGCGCCCAAAAAUUCCACAUUCCAACCGCAAGCGCCGAUAUCCAAGAUGUCGUCACAAGCGCCCAAGUCGACGUGGUCUUCAUCCUCACAUCUGAUGAAUUCCACGAACCAUACAUCAUCGCUGCACUCGAAGCCGGCAAACACGUCAUGGUCGAAAAACCCUUGACCUUGUCUGUUGCCUCUGCCGAGAGAAUCCUCGCCGCAGAGUCCAAAGCCAACGGACCGAUCGUCUUCGUCGGAUAUAUGCGGCGUUACGCCGCGUCCUUUGUCGAGACAUUCAAGCGCGAGGUUGCUGGAAUUCCACGAAUUCUGUAUGCUCGCUCAAGGGAUUUUCCGGGACCAAAUGCGAAGUUCGUGAGCGAGUCGGGGACGUUCGUGCGCAAGAGCAGUGAUUUUCCUCCGGGGGCAAAGGAAGAUAGUGAGAAACGGCUCGAUGCGUUUUUCAAGGAAUGUUUCCCAGAUCACGAGAUCACGCCGGCGAGAGCCAAGUUUUGCCGUUUCAUGAAUACCCUCGGUUCACAUGAUAUCUCGCUGAUGAGGGAGGUCAUUGGGUCGCCGGAGAGCGUCGGGGGAGUUUCCGUCAACGACCCUUUUUACUCGGCGAUUUUCAACUAUCGAAACAAGACCGGUGAGCCUUUCGCUGUGACGUAUGAAUCUGGCUUGGACAUGGUGCCGGAGUUCGACGCGCACUUCGCGGUUUAUGGUGAGAAGAAGCGCGUGCUCAUCAAGUAUGAUACGCCAUACGUGAAGGGUCUGGCGAUAAAGGUUACAGUCCAGGAGGUUAGUGAGGCAGGCGAGGUUGUCUCCCGAGAAAUCAUCGCUUCGUAUGAAGAUGCGUAUACGAUCGAGCUGCAAGAGUUGUAUGAGAACAUUGUGAAUGGAAAGCAGGUCAAGACGACGGCUCGGGACGCCUUGGAGGAUCUGAAGCUCUAUGACUUGAUGUAUCAGAAGUACAAUGCGGAUCAAAAGUCGUGA
Molecule: messenger RNA, 1122 nt
Organism: Dissoconium aciculare CBS 342.82
Lineage: Eukaryota; Fungi; Ascomycota; Dothideomycetes; Mycosphaerellales; Dissoconiaceae
Product: NAD(P)-binding protein
Exons: 2
Coding region: 1-1122 (373 amino acids)
Biological process (GO): NADPH regeneration
Cellular component (GO): cytoplasm
Molecular function (GO): oxidoreductase activity; nucleotide binding
Source: RefSeq, a predicted model, not a curated record